Gymnodraco acuticeps is the source of this 2076-nucleotide messenger RNA. RefSeq names its product RAB9A, member RAS oncogene family (gene rab9a). The transcript is spliced from 3 exons. Gene Ontology annotation, cellular component: lysosome; phagocytic vesicle; late endosome. Lineage: Eukaryota; Metazoa; Chordata; Actinopteri; Perciformes; Bathydraconidae. The record is from RefSeq and is a predicted model, not a curated record. Gene Ontology annotation, molecular function: GTPase activity; GTP binding. Gene Ontology annotation, biological process: retrograde transport, endosome to Golgi; Rab protein signal transduction. The coding region runs from base 511 to 1119 and encodes 202 amino acids.
AAACGACACGAAAGAUGCUCUAUAAAAUGUCGUUAUUUCUUAAAGCUAUAUGAUUUAUUUCAAUUUGAAUAGGAACGGAUGUGUUGUAAGGACCUGGAGGUUACCUCAGUGCUUGUUGGUUGUUUCUGUCUGACAAGAUCACAUGAUCCGAGGCUGCCCAUGUAUCGUUAGCUUGUUAGCUUGUUAGCCGCUUUAGCACCAAGCCUUUGGGGUUCACCAGGAAACGGUGCGACGUGACGUUACCGCGAGCAACGCCAAGGCGAGGAGCUGUCAGAGGAAUGCAUUAAUAUCAUUUCUGUUAUUUCCUGUUUUGUUUUUCGUUGACUCAGCAGCUAUCUGACACGAAUUGUACGCUGGUUGAACGCUACAUACAUGGCUGCUCACAUCAUCAUUAAUCAAAUGAGCCUGUGACAAAGGACCAAGGUCUACAACACAUGAUCUUGACAAGUGGAGACCAGAAGUCAAUCAGUGGUAAACUAUUUCAAAGUGAUCGAUCGGGAGUGAAUAGCCAUGACGACAAAAACAUCACUGCUGAAAGUCAUUCUUCUUGGUGAUGGAGGUGUUGGGAAGAGCUCCAUCAUGAACCGCUACGUUACCAACAAGUUUGAUGCACACCUCUUCCACACCAUUGGCGUGGAGUUCCUCAACAAGGAACUAGAGGUAGAUAGCCACCAGGUUACUCUACAGAUCUGGGACACAGCUGGCCAGGAGCGCUUCCGCAGCCUGAGGACUCCUUUCUACCGUGGCUCUGACUGCUGCCUGCUCACCUUCAGUGUAGAUGACAGCCAGAGUUUUCUCAACUUAGGCAACUGGAAGAAGGAGUUCAUCUACUAUGCAGAUGUUAAGGAGCCAGAGAAGUUCCCAUUCGUUGUCUUGGGCAACAAAGUGGACGUGACAGAAAGGCAGGUGUCUACUGAGGAGGCUCAACAAUGGUGCCAGGAGAAUGGAAACUUCCCCUAUUAUGAGACCAGUGCCAAGGACGCCACCAAUGUAGCGAUCGCCUUCGACGAGGCAGUGCGCAGAGUGUUGGCAUUGGAAGAAAGAACGGACCACCUCAUCCCCACAGACACAGUCAAGCUUCACAGAAAGCCUCGCUCUGCUACAUCCUGCUGUUCAUAACAUCCAGGAGUUAUCACUAACAUUUGCUGUUAUGCCUUUUAUGUGAUGAGGCUGUAGGUUUACAAUGCUGUUGUAACAUCUUAUUUAAACAAAUUAUGCUACUGGCUUUAUGAUUUGUUGUACUGUUGAAGGUUUGGUAAUGCUAUUUGGGACUUUUGCUUGAAGAGACAGAGAAGAAACACUAAACUCAUCCCAGUCUGAUUACAAAUAAACAUAACAUCUCCGAUCAUUCAUUCAGCACCUUUCAAAGACUUUGGAGGCAGAAAAAUACACUUUAUUUUUUGUCGGAAACUCUAAAGCUGUCGUGAAGGAAUGGUCUUUGAUUUUUCACUUCCUUCUCAAAUGUUCUAUUCUGUGACAUUGUAAAAUGAUGCAACCCUUACAUCUGUACUACCUUGGAAGUACCAUCAUUAUAGGUUUCCAUAACUUCACUCUUAAAUGUUAUAAAACAGAGUUAUGACCUAUAUAUUUAUAUUCAGAACAUAAUUUAUACAGCCUAAUGACCUUAUUUCUGAGAAUUAUGAAGUAGCUGUGGGAAUAUGUGUAACUAACAAAUUGAGGCUUGUUGUGAUUGUUGCACCUUUAGGUCUUUUUUGUAUGCACAUUCUGUUUAGUGAGUAGUGAUGAUAGGCUGUGUGCUGCAAGCACUUAACAAAAGAUCAAUAUUAAAGCAACAUUAACAUGCAUGGCAUCAGGUGUAUUUCAUUUCCUGGAAACUUCUAUUCUGCAAAAUUGUACCUUUUUAAGAAGUACUUACUAUUGCCUUGAGGAAAGUGUAAUGACAAUUAUUUAAUUAAGUGUUCCUCAUUGUUGGGUCCAUUGUUUUCAUUUCGUUUUUAUCUUUAAAGCACUCUAUUAACAUUUGUAUACUUACAGUUCAGUGUUUUUCUGCACAGAUUAAUAGUGACUACUGUUAUGCUAAGUUACCAAUAAACUCCCUGAGAAUUUUCCCUUAAA